AUGGACAGGAAUCGCUUUGAAAUUGGUUCAGAGGACGUGGUGGACCAUGCUAGUAGUAGGAGCAAUAGAGAUCAUAAGAAGCAAGCACCUAGCGGCAAGAGGGUAACCUUCGCGAUGCCUAUUUCCCAAGUCAUGGGGGAACAUGCACUUGCUAUUGCUGAUGAUGGACAUAUUAUCCGGUCGGGUACUACCCCUCUUUUUAAUGAAAGUAUCUUCAGUUGCGAUCCCAUGUUGUUCGAAUCUCGCCUCUACACAACUGUGGAAACUACCCAACAUCCUACUCUAUUGCCUUUGUACCUUGAUGCAAGCUCACGGUUAAUGGAAAUGUCAAUACCAUCUCAUAAAGAUUGGGAACCAUCAACAGAGCCGUCGACAAAAAUCCAACAAGGUGGUAUGACGACACUAGUGGAUGAAGAUGAGGAAGCGAUGCACCCAACAUUUUCUGCAGUGGAACCGGUGCACAAAUUAAGGGAGGUUGUGGAUGUUGCAGAUGGCAAGGCAUCAAUGCUUGGGGCUAGUAUGGGAGGGGUACCUCUAGAGGUUGGAGAACCAAAGCUUGUUGUGGACCUGGGACACACUAAUCUACAUGGUAAUGGUUGGGAAUCCGUCAAUGAUCAGAAUACCACCUCUUCUAGACUACAGGUUGAGAAGGAGUUGGAUUCCACUUCGCCGCAAGACCUAGCUGCGAUAGCUAAGGAAAUUACAAUUGAUGGGUUUUUAGCUUCAGUUUUUAAAUCUUUAGUAGAACCUCUAAUCCCACAACUACUAGUACCAAUUCCUAGGGAAGAAUCCAAUGAUCAUGAAAUGGGAAACACAGCUGAACCUCCUCAAACCCCACCACCACCAAGACCCUCAUUAUUUACCCCACAACGUAAAAGCAUUAGGUUAGCGAAGAAAUCCAAAACCACACAAGGAAAAUGA
Miscanthus lutarioriparius is the source of this 921-nucleotide messenger RNA. Lineage: Eukaryota; Viridiplantae; Streptophyta; Magnoliopsida; Poales; Poaceae. The record is from the annotation of a GenBank genome assembly.